GAAGUAAGAACAGCUUUGAAAGAGAGCGGGAAACGGCAACCGAGAUGGAGUCGGUGGAGUUGAGGGCGGCGGUUCCUCCUCCUCCUCCACCUCCGCGUGAGGAGCCCCGGGUGCAGUGCCUUUCGCGCCGAUGGACGGCCGAGUUGCUGGGCCACUGCGGGCCUUUCGUGCGCAGACUUGGGGCCGGUCAGGCUGUUGCGACCGAGAACUUAGAACAAGCUGUUGGGGAAGCGCUUUGGAACUUUGAAAGGGCUGUACAAGAGAAUGUCACUGUUAAUGGGCAGCCAUGGCAAGAAUCAUCAGAUGAUCUUCAAAACGACACAGACAUUAAACUCCUUGAAGAUCAGCUUGAUGAAUUAAUCGUGGAAGUAGCUUCCAAGCGUAAUCAGUAUCCUAGAAAAGUGCAAAUAAAUGUUGUUAAAGGCAUUAAAAUGCAACAAGAAUUGUUGGGAUAUCAGCCUUUCGUGAACUGUCAAGAGAUAAAAGUGGAACCUUCUCAAGAUGUAUCUAUGGUGGAGCUGAGACUUUCAACAAAAACUGUGUCUAGACAUAUUGGAGAAUCAUUUAAGUCCCUGUCAUCCCUCAUAGAAAAAGCAGAAGGAUUCUCAAAAGCAUUGUCUUUACAACAAACCUUGGAACAGUGCAGACUCCAUCAAGAAAUCAUUUCUGGUUCUGAAGUUAAAAAAGAGAAUAAAAGCGAUGUCAAAAAUCUUACAUCACAAGUGGAAGUCAUACCCUCACAAACGAUCAGUAAUUCUGUUCUACUCAAAAUAAAGAGACCAUCAUGUUCUCCACAGAGACUCUACCCACUCCGAAAAAUAAAACUUAAUUUUGAAACAUGAACACUGUUUUGAAGAGACUAUUGCAUAGCCCUUCACUUUCUCUGAUUUUUUUCUAUAGCAUAUAUAAGCAUAGAUUGUUUAUAUAGCAUCAUUAGUGAUCCCCUGGAAUCCAGAUAACCAAAUUUUGUUUGAUAGUGAUGAACUUUGUUACUGGAUCCCUUUAUAUAGCUCUUAAACUACUCUGUAAAAUACUUUAUAUUACUAAAUUUGAACAUUUUUCUUUGAAAGUAAACUUGCUACAGUAUAUUAGAACAGGAUGAUCUGCUACAAGGACUUGGCUUGCUUAUGAAAACAUAAAUACUUGAAUGGUAAUUUCUCCAAACAUUAGGUGAAGAGUGUUAUCCAGAAAGCUGUGCAUUUCCAUAGCAAAGAUUCCUGCUGGGUGCUCUGUGGAACUUCAGAAGACCUUUGAGUGGAGCAUCUGCAACUGGAGUUUCAAAAAACUCUUGAAAUUUCUGAGGCAAAUUCUCAAUCCCUUAGAUGCAUAUAGACGGGUAUCUAGUUCCCUGUAAAGUUCCCUUUACAGAUUCCUAGAUCAGUAUAAUUUCAAAAUGUAGCUCAACUUCUACAGGUUCAUUGUAAUGAUAGGCUGAGAUUAAAGUAUUUAGCUACAGAUUGUGUUUUCACUAAAGUCUUGAAACUAAUGAGGAAAAUGUGUUACUCGAAUAGUGCUAAUAGACCUGCUCUUUCUCUCCUGCAUACCCUUUUCCCCUAGCCAUGACACACAGUCUUCUGGAAACUUGAUGGGGGAAAAGUAUGCAAUGGCAGGUGAGCAAGGAUUAAUAUUUAAUCUGUCCAUAACAUACUUCCAAAUCACAGUUUAUAUUUCUCUGCAACUUGAAUAUUUACUAAAGUUUUUGUCCUCCCAAGAAACCAGGAAUAAUGCAUGUUUUAUUUUGGUGAUUCCAUGGUAUGCAGAUUAAAAGAGAUCCAACUGAAUUGGCCUUCAAUCUAUAUCUCAGGAAGAUCACUGUAAGAUUACCAAUCUAUAUAUUAUUUAAAAAUUCCUUGACCCACAAUAUAAAUGUCAGUUCUAGUAAAUAAAUUUCACAAUAGGGUGUUUUCAGCUGAAUUUGCUUUUAAAUCUAUACUUCUAUUCUCAUGAGAAAUGAAAACAUUCUGUUUAAUAGUUGAUGAUCUUUGAAUACUUAGAUGUCUUUUUUGAAAAAGUAGAUUAGAGUGUACUUUGAAUUGCAUCGAGUGACCAAGUGAUGUGGCAGAGUAACAGACUUGCUUCGACAAUAUAUAUUCAAGGAGAGCUAUACAGCGGCAAUUCUGGAUUUGGAAUUGCUGGAGUUGUACUGUAUGUUACCAGUAUUUUCCCUUAAUAUUUUUUAAUCUCAGUUCCUCCAGGUUUUUGAACUCCCAAUCCCUUUUCAUUUUUAUUUGGGUUUUAAAACAUAAUUGAGGUCCACUUAAAAUUUUCAAAAUCAAUACCAUGUUCUCUUUUUAAUUAAAUUUAUUGCAAAUAUAUUGUUUCUGAAAAUGCAAAUGUUCUCACCUCAGAACAACCUUAAGUGUUCAUUAUUUCUUCAAGAAAAACAUCCUGAAGGAAAGAAAAUGGCAAAAAUACAUGCAGCAAAUAUAUUUUUUCAGUUUUUUUAAACUUCUGAUUAUCCUUUUCAAAACAGCUUAGAGUUCAGAAUUCAAGUAUAACUAAGGUAUCACAGGAGAACCAAGCUAUGUAAUGUAUAGUAAAUAUAUUUUCCAAAAUUAUUUAAUAAAAGUACAAUAUAGUACCCAGGAUUCAAACAGUGGCUCAGCUACCCUGGUGCUCAAUAAAGAGCUAUAUGUGUAGGUUUAUCAAAAAGGGGAUUCUUCCAUUAAUUUUGAAACAGGAGACAGACAAAAAAGAUCUAUUGAUCAAAGGACAAAAGAAGGAAAAUCCAUACCAAAUUAGUUCUUCCCCAACUGCAAAAUGAACUGUAAAACAUUUCAACCAUUAAAAUAUAAAUUGGUCUAGUUCUGCUAUUACAUACACAAAAGUGAUUGAGUCUUUUGCUGUUUUAAAUGCUGCUCCAAUUUUUGCUAAUUUUCCUGAAAUUAGGAGGCAAUAAAACUACCAUUAAUGGAAUUAGUUAAUUCUCCCAAAUAUUCAGAUCAUCUGAAAAUGGAACAAUAUAACUUGCUAUUAUUUCUUAACUGAUGGGCUUCCCAACUAUGUAUGCAUUAAAUUCAAUGUUAAAAUCUGAAUCUUCUAUUAGCUUAUGGUUCUACUUA
Python bivittatus (Burmese python) is the source of this 3062-nucleotide messenger RNA. It is a transcript of the gene NSL1, whose product is annotated as NSL1 component of MIS12 kinetochore complex. Gene Ontology annotation, biological process: mitotic sister chromatid segregation. Lineage: Eukaryota; Metazoa; Chordata; Lepidosauria; Squamata; Pythonidae. Gene Ontology annotation, cellular component: MIS12/MIND type complex; kinetochore. The record is from RefSeq and is a predicted model, not a curated record.